AUGGUGUGCGGCGGCACCGCGCCGGCAAAUGUGCUCGACCCCGAGGCGAUGGCGCAGGCUGAGGCUCAGAAGGCGAUCAACAAGAGCAUCAACAAGAUGAUUAGGUCCAGUCGCGAAAGCGCGGAGAGUAAGACUAAGAUGCUCCUGCUUGGCGCGGGCGAGUCGGGCAAGAGCACCAUCUUCAAGCAGAUGCAGAUCAUCAACGGGACGGGGUACACGAAGGACGAGCUCGCCUCCUUUAAGUGGAUCAUUCACCGCAACGUCCUCGACGCGAUUCAGAUCCUCAUCACCCAGGCCUCGUCGAUGGGCAUCCAGCUCGAAGAGGCCAACGAGGACCGCGCGGAGCAGGUUCAGCUUUGGGAGGGUGAGAACCUCAACCCCGAGCUGGCACUGGCGAUCGAGGCGCUAUGGGCCGACCCGGGCAUCCAGCAGACCUUCGACAAGCGUGCCGACUUCCAGCUCGGAGAUGCGUCCAAGUACUUUUUGGACCAGGUCGGCCGGAUCGCCGCUGCCGACUACGUGCCGAUCGUCGACGACGUGCUACGCGCGCGCGUGCGCACGAGCGGGGUAGUCAGCAAGGAGUUCUGCAUCCCAGCGACAGGCACGACGCAGGCCCGCGCGAUCGAGCUCUUCGACGUCGGCGGGCAGCGCAGCGAGCGGCGGCGGUGGAUCCAUUUCUUCGACCACGUCAACUCGCUUGUCUUUGUCGCCGCCAUCAGUGAGUACAAUCAGGUUCUCGCCGAGGACGCGAGCAAGAACCGACUGGAGGAGGCGAUGGACCUCUUCGAGCAGAUUGUCUCAUCAUUGAGCUUCAUAGACACCUCCGUCUACCUCUUCCUCAACAAGAGGGACCUCUUUGAGGAGAAGAUCAAGACGAUCGACCCGAGGAGGUGGUUCCCCGACUACACGGGCGGCUGCGACAAGGACAAAUGCGAGGCCUUCUUCCGCGCAAAGUUCAAGGAGCGCAUGCAGCGCGCCAAGAACAAGUCGGCGUUAUACGUCCACACCACGUGCGCCACAGACACGGGCAACAUCAGAUUUGUGCUCGACGGCAUCUUCAAGGACGCAGCGACUUGA
Molecule: messenger RNA, 1077 nt
Organism: Emiliania huxleyi CCMP1516
Lineage: Eukaryota; Haptophyta; Isochrysidales; Noelaerhabdaceae
Gene: GPA3
Product: GPA3, alpha subunit of a heterotrimeric G-protein
Exons: 8
Coding region: 1-1077 (358 amino acids)
Biological process (GO): adenylate cyclase-modulating G protein-coupled receptor signaling pathway
Cellular component (GO): heterotrimeric G-protein complex
Molecular function (GO): G-protein beta/gamma-subunit complex binding; G protein-coupled receptor binding; guanyl nucleotide binding
Source: RefSeq, a predicted model, not a curated record